CCUAGUCUAUUUCGUCUCUCUCCCGUACGCGGCCGGCCGGCGAGCUCCCCCCCCGCUCCCCAUUGCGGCGGCGGCGGCCCAGGACCGGGCUUCUCCUCCCGCUGCCUGCGCCGAUCUCCCGCGAUCAGGGGGCGCCGUCGUCUUUCAUCCUCACCGCCCCCGAUGGAUCUCAAGGAUAGCCUCUCCAAAUUUAAGCAGCAGCAGGAGAGAUGCCAGUCAUCUUUGGCGAGUAUAGCUGCGUCGACCGCAAAACCAAAGCACAGGGCCCAACCGGUUAAUGCUCCAUCUGCUCCAGCAAGGCCACCACAACCUAUUAAAUUUUCAAAUGAUACGGAAAGGCUACAGCACAUCAAUUCAGUUAGGAAAUCUCCUAUUGGAGCACAGAUGAAACUCGUCAUCGAAUUGCUUUACAAGACAAGACAAGCUUUUACUGCAGAGCAAAUAAAUGAGGCAACUUAUGUUGAUAUCCAUGGUAAUAAGGCUGUCUUUGACAGUCUGAAGAACAAUCCUAAAGUACAUUAUGAGUCGGGGCGUUUCUCUUACAAGUCCAAGCAUGAUCUGAAGGGAAAAGAUCAACUACUUGUUCUGGUAAGAAAGUAUCCAGAGGGUCUUGCUGUGGUGGAAGUCAAGGAUGCGUACCCAACUGUAAUUGAAGAUUUGCAGGCUCUGAAGGCAGCUGGUGAAGUUUGGCUGUUAUCAAACAUGGACUCCCAGGAGGACAUUGUGUAUCCUAAUGACCCAAAAGCAAAGAUCAAGGUCGAUGACGACCUCAAGCAGCUGUUCCGGGAGAUGGAGUUACCACGUGACAUGGUGGAUAUUGAGAAGGAGCUCCAGAAGAAUGGCAUCAAGCCCAUGACGAACACUGCUAAACGGCGAGCUGCAGCUCAGAUCAAUGGGGUGCAACCCAAGGCUAAACCUAAGAAGAAGCAACGUGAGAUCACUCGCCGGACUAAGCUCACGAACGCCCAUCUGCCUGAGCUGUUCCAGAAUCUCAAUAAUUGAUUGUGAUACACUUAAUGGUGCCAUCAGGUGGAGAUGUUUAUUUUCAUCGUCGCUCUACCUAUUGCAAUGCUUAAUAUGCCUGCUACCUUUGUGUAUGUUUUUAUUUGCAAUCCCGGCCUCUGGGAGCAUAUUCUGAUACGGCCCAGCUUUGUAAAACAUAACUCAGUUCAAGUGGUUGAGAAGGCAUGGCAUUGACUGUCAAUAAUUUCUUAAAAUUUUUUUGCUCUAGUGCCGUAACGUCAAUGAUUCAAGUGUAGUAUAUUUUUUUCAUCGGAUUAAUUGGUGCAAAUUGUAUCGGAACUCCGAAGGAUGCUGUAAUGCCAUAUGGUAUGCUUACAAUCCAGAACAAGCUACACAACACAUGAUUUCAUCUAA
Messenger RNA from Oryza brachyantha (malo sina), 1377 nucleotides. Its product is annotated as general transcription factor IIE subunit 2. Gene Ontology annotation, cellular component: transcription factor TFIIE complex. The transcript is spliced from 5 exons. Bases 163 to 1002 code for a protein of 279 amino acids. The record is from RefSeq and is a predicted model, not a curated record. Gene Ontology annotation, biological process: transcription initiation at RNA polymerase II promoter. Lineage: Eukaryota; Viridiplantae; Streptophyta; Magnoliopsida; Poales; Poaceae.